GUCACAUUGUUUAUAACAACUUUAGUAUCUUUACUGUUGUGGCUGCCAUGCAAUAUUUAUAUUCUUGUUGCCUGGUCAACUGAUAUUUUGAAUUCCCUUUCUUUCAAAGAACUUUUUGAUUUGGAGUAUUCUUUGAGGUUUUUGUUUUAUGCAAACUCCCUUGUAAAUCCCAUUUUAUACACAAUCAGGAUGCCAGACUUUAAAAAAGCUCUGCUCUCAUUGUUCAGACGUCAUCAAAGAGAAAAUGUUGCUAUCCCGCUAAAUCAUUACUAA
Porites lobata is the source of this 273-nucleotide messenger RNA. The record is from the annotation of a GenBank genome assembly. Lineage: Eukaryota; Metazoa; Cnidaria; Anthozoa; Scleractinia; Poritidae.